AUGUCGGACCACACAUCAAAGCGCAGGAAGCUCAGCCCUUCGCCGGAAAAUGCGACUGCCAGUGCUCCCCCGAAACAGACAUCGAAAGUGACCGACAAACGGAACCCGACUCGAGGCAAAGAUGAGCGCUCCGCAGAGCUUGCGAUGGCCAGCGGCUUCUACAAGUCUAGUUUCUUCAAGCUGCAGAUGGACGAGUUGCUGGAAGGGUUGAGACCUAACCACGCGAAGCAAUUAUCGAAGGUUCAGGAUGCACUACACCAGAUCAAAAGUGCCAUUGAAGCGCUGCCCGACAAGACUCCGCAAUCCGUCCCCAAUGCCGAGAAGGGGCUGCGCGAUGCUGGGUUGGUAGUUCCAUGGCCCGAACCGCGACCAAGCAAAGAUGUCAAGUACAGCAUGGCAUUUGCGAAGCCAACGAACAUAAACGUGGUGGGUAGCUUUGCUCUCAAGACCGGCGCGCGCAAUUUGGAGUCGCGCCCAGUUGAUCUGGCCGUGACCAUGCCAAGUUCUCUCUUCCAGGAGAAGGACUACGUCAAUUUCAGAUACUUCCACAAGCGGGCUUACUAUGUUGCAUGCAUGGCACUUGGGAUUCAAGAAACGGCGAACACCCUCGGGUUUGAUGUCAAAUUUGGUCCUCAGGAUGGAGACAGCCUUCGUCCUCUCAUCUUAUUGGAGCCACGUCAAGCUGAAUCAUCCGGGCCUCAGAUCCGCAUUAUGACUGCAAUUGAUCCUACACUCUUCCCGAUCACCAGGACGCUUCCUCUCAAGAGCAAUGUGCGCCAGGCCUCCAAUGGCUCGGAGACCGGCGAACCGACCCCGUUCUAUAACUCCAGCCUCCGUUCCGAUGCCGCGGUCUCUCUAUAUCAUAAGUCUAUUUACUCAGCCACAAAAAAGUGCGAGUCUUUCAGUGACGCAUGUAUUCUCGGCCGCACUUGGCUGCAACAACGAGGCUUCCGCACUCCAUUCCAGAAUGGAGGCUUUGGUGGAUUCGAAUGGACGGCACUUCUGUCUUUGCUCUUUGAGGGUGGAGGUCCAGCUGGGCAACCGGUCCUGCUACCGUCGUACAGCUGCUACCAAAUCUUCAAAGCUACUAUUCAGUUCUUAGCUGGCAGGGAUCUAACUACACCUCUGUUCUUUGGUCAGGAAGUCCCAGUUCCUUCUGGAGUGCCUGUUGUCUAUGAUGGCCGCAGAGGGCUGAACAUUCUGUUCAAAAUGACGCCUUGGUCAUAUACGACACUGCGCCAUGAAGCUGCCAUCACCCUGAAAAUGCUCAAUGAGUCUCGAGAGGACAACUUUGAUAAAGUUUUCAUUCUCAAGGUUGACGAACCCACCCUCCGGUUUGACCGUUUGAUCUCCUUCCCCAAAUCCUUCAACGGAGAUACCCUUCGCGCUCUUAAUGAACAAAAUGCGCUGUACAAGGUUCUCACUCGGGCUUUAGGAGACAGGGUCAAACUUAUCUCUAUUGCAAGCCAUGCCAUCGAUCCGUGGCCAGUCAAAUCCAAGCAGCCCAAGAAGUCGAGCCAGGGUGUGUCCGUGGGGCUGCUAUUGAAUGCUGAGAACGUUGGACGCAUUGUCGACCAUGGUCCAGCAGCAGAGGAGAAAGAAGAGUCUGCUUCAUUCCAGGCGUUCUGGGGCGAAAAGUCAGAGCUUCGACGGUUCAAGGAUGGCAGCAUUUUGGAGAGUCUCGUGUGGUCCGACGAAUCGGAGGAAUCGAUCAUUUAUCAGAUUCUAGAAUACAUCCUCCAACGGCACUUCAAGAUCACCGCCGACGAAUUUGCCUUUGUUGGUGACGAAUAUGACGAGCACCUCAAGGAGCAUGGCGAUGACAUUCUGGCAUACUCCAGUCCUGCUUUCCAGUCAAUCGACGAGGCUUUCAAAGAUCUAGAGAGAUCCAUUCGUGGCAUGGAUGAAGUGCCACUGGAGGUUCGUCACUUGGCCCCGGCCAGUUCCCUUCUUCGGUAUACCGCACUCCGACCAACAGGACCCACCGACGUCGUCCUGCAGUUUGAAAGCUCCUCGCGUUGGCCUGAUGAUUUCGCCGCUAUCCAAAUGACGAAGAUUGCGUUCCUCUUGAAGAUUGGAGACUCCCUUGAAUCAUCUGGCACUGCUGCCUCGUCCUGCCGUGUCGGCCUCGAGAAUGAAUCAAGCAAGGUUAUCAACAAUGCGUUCUUGGAGAUUCCUCAUUCCUCUGGGGUGUUGUUCCGAUUGAGGAUUCACCACGAACGUGAACAAACCCUCCUUGAGCGUAACCUCAAGGACCGCAAUCUGAGUCCUAGGGAAAGGGAAGAGGCUGCUUACGCUCUCUUCGCCUACAAGAAGACAUUCGUUCAGACUCCGCGUUUGACACAAGCACUCCGAAGUCUGUGCACCCGCUUCCCCUUGCUGUCGCCCACCAUUCGUUUGACGAAACAAUGGUUCAGUUCCCACCUGUUCGCUGCCCAAGUCAGUGAGGAGCUGAUCGAAUUGCUUGUCGUUCGCACAUUCACCCAACCUAACCCCUGGGAGUGCCCUUCCUCUGUCAUGACCGGAUUCUUGAGGACUCUCCACUCCCUCUCUCGCUGGGAUUGGCAGCAGGAACCGUUCAUUGUUGACCUGGGAGGCGACCUCACCCCUCAGGUGACGGAAAAUAUCCGCACUCGCUUCACAGCCUGGCGCAGCAUUGACCCGGCGAUGAACAGUCUGGCCUUGUUCGUUGCUUCCGACGUUGACACGGAAGGCGUGACCUGGACCCAAUACGAGAUGCCCUCCAAGGCUGUGGCCGCCCGGAUGUCCAGCCUGGCUAAGGCAGCAGUAACGCUGCUGCGGAACAAGUCUCAUGAUAUGGAGGUCGACGACCUCUUUGAUACCUCGCUUGCUCCCUACGACUUCGUCAUUCAUCUCCGUUCAAAGCUGUUCAGCGGUUCCUCAACGCCCAAGUACAAGAACUUGGCUGAACCCCGUGCUGGAAUGAUGCAUACUAUCAAGUCAUUCGUCUGCGACGUGCAGGCCUGUUACAGCCAGAGUAUCCUGCUCUUCCAUGGGGAUGAUCGUUGUCCCGUGAUUGCUGGCCUUUGGAACCCGCAGUCUGUCAAGUCACGAUCAUGGAAUCUGAAGAUGCCUUACUCGACUGCUCCCUCUGAUGCAAAGGGCCAAGUGACCAUCAACCAGACUGCGAUCCUGAAUGAGAUUGCGCGGUUGGGUAGUGGGCUCAUUGAAAAUAUUGAGAUUCGUGAAUAG
Molecule: messenger RNA, 3213 nt
Organism: Penicillium bovifimosum
Lineage: Eukaryota; Fungi; Ascomycota; Eurotiomycetes; Eurotiales; Aspergillaceae
Product: rRNA-processing protein UTP22
Exons: 1
Coding region: 1-3213 (1070 amino acids)
Biological process (GO): tRNA export from nucleus; rRNA processing
Cellular component (GO): UTP-C complex; small-subunit processome; CURI complex
Source: RefSeq, a predicted model, not a curated record